This is a messenger RNA of Xylona heveae TC161, 1505 nucleotides long. RefSeq lists its product as hypothetical. Lineage: Eukaryota; Fungi; Ascomycota; Xylonomycetes; Xylonales; Xylonaceae. Gene Ontology annotation, molecular function: NAD binding; oxidoreductase activity, acting on the CH-OH group of donors, NAD or NADP as acceptor. The record is from RefSeq and is a predicted model, not a curated record. Bases 375 to 1427 code for a protein of 350 amino acids. The transcript has 2 exons.
AGCAAGCAGACGAAAACGAGUAAAGACAGACAAUGGAGAGAAUACGAUUUGGAAACAAAGCUCCCCAUAGACAAAUAAUCAAUUUCAUGACGCACCUAAGAUCGGAUAGCUUCCGGUCCUGAUAAGAGGAAGCCCGGAGGCUGGAGGCUGGAUGCUGGAGCUAUUUCUCAGCUUUUAAUGCAACACUGCAGCAGUUUACCAGCCGUGGGCCCGUCGCCCAUGAAUUCAUGAUGCCUAGUACUACCAGUAGUCCAGCCCAGCUAUAAAUCAUCAAUUUUCUUUUUCUCUAUUUCAACCUCAGCUACCAAGACACGAACGGCAUAUUGAAGCAAGUUGCAACCAACCACACCCCCCUUGUCAUACAAUCCUACGUCAUGGAGGAAGAACACAUCAUCGCCCCAGAUGUGUGCUAUCACGAAAUGCCUGCAUUCGCCAUCCCGCACCGUCUGACGACCUACUCCAAUCUCGCGGACGAGUGUAAGGACGCCCACGAAAUCAGCAACCGUCUCAAAGACGCCACCAUCAUCGUAACGUCCUCCGUGCCCAUCUCCGCAUCGACGAUUGCCCGCUGUCCGCAUCUCAAGCUCAUUGUGCUCUCGUCCGUCGGCUACGACCAUGUCGACAUCGAGGCCUGCCGCAGCCGAGGAAUCCGCGUAUGCAACACGCCGUCCGCAUACACAGAUGCCGUGGCCGAGCACUGCAUCGCGCUGUAUUUUAGCGUCAAGAGACGCAUUCCGCUGAUGCAUCAGUGGACGCUCGAUGGCAAUUGGGUCAAGGAUCCGACGGGCUGCGGGCCGUUUGAGGGGUACGUGCCCCGGGCGUGUAGACAGGAGGUUUUGGGGGUUGUGGGAUAUGGCGGGAUAGGUAAAGCCAUUGCCAGAAUAGCCACUUCGCUGGGCAUGACCACUCUCAUUGCAGAAAGACGCGAACCCCCUCAUAAUCAUUCUUCGCAUUCGCAAUCACAACAAACGCCAUCCUCCGGCAAUUCAAAACAACCCCGCGCAGGACGUGUUGCAUUUGAAGAAGUCCUGAAAACAUGUACCGUGCUUGCAUUGGCAUGUCCGUUGGACGACUCCACGCGGAACACGCUGACCGAACGGGAACUAUCAAUGAUGCAGCCUCAUGCAAUCAUCAUCAACGUUGCGCGCGGCGGGGUCGUUAAUGAGGCCGAUAUUGCAAAGGCGUUGCAGAUGAGGAGAAUUGCGGGGUAUGCAACGGAUGUGUUUUCCAAGGAGCCGGCGUCGUCGUCGUCAGAGGAUCCCAAUCCGCUCUUGGCGGGGACAGCAGGGACAGCAGGGACGGUGCCCAAUAUAGUCCUCUCGCCGCAUGUGGCGUGGUAUAGUCAGAGUAGCGUCAAGAAUAUGCGCGCCACGAUAAAAGCGAAUGUGGAGGCGUUUGUAGCGGGGAGUCCGAUUAAUGUUGUGUAAUUAUAAGUACGUGAAGUUUAGGUAGCCGUGGAUGUGUGAUUUGUAUAGUCUUGGGCCUUUGGCUAUGUCAUACAUACC